AAACCUCUACAUAACGUUUGAUUUAGUUGUAACUGUGCUAUUAAAAAAAUAAGAAAGCAACAACAACAAAAAAAAAAAUCCUAUGAGACCAAAUUCAGGGUUAAACCCCUGACGCAGUCGACGAAGGAGGAAAUAACCAACAGUUGUUUUUUUAUGUUUCUUUUUUCAGACUAGUUCUUACCAAGAAGUUGUCUGUGAGUCAAACACUAUCUACUGACCAAAGGUUUUGGUGAAGUCAUGGCAGACGAAAACACACAGUUCUGUGGCAAUUGCAAACAUGACAUUCCAGAGGCGAAUUUUACUACCCAUGAGAUUCACUGUCGAAGAAACAUUGCCCUGUGUGAUGUGUGCCAGGAGCCAGUGCCCCGCUCAGAUUUGGAGGAGCACAAGCAGCAGGAGCACACACAGAUUGCAUGUAAGUGUGGACUAAAGUUUGAGAAGAAUCAAAUGGAUAUGCACCAGAGCUCUGAGUGCUCCCAGCGGCUGGUCCCAUGCCAGUACUGUGAACUGGAGCUUGUUUUCAGUCAGUCCAAAGAGCAUGAAGAUUACUGUGGUACACGCACUGAGCCUUGCCCGCACUGCAAAUGCAACGUAAUGCUACGUGAACAAGCUGUGCAUCCGAUCAUAUGUGGAAGCCUCACACCACCCCAAGAAAGAAACAACAGUAGGAUGAGUCAGAGUGCAGCAGAACAACAGUCUUCAGAUGCAUGGUUUGAAGCUCACUCCAUCCGAAACCUCUUAAGAGCUCAAGAAAGAGCCCCGAAGAAUAAUAACAUCAAUGCAGCAGAAGGGCAGCCCUUUCCUCAACCAUUUGAACCCUCGGUUUGCAACACUUCUAGGGGACACCUGGCUUCAGGAGACCGGGAGAGUCAUGCACCUCUGAAUACAGCAUUUAACCGCUUCCUGAAGCAGAGUGAGUUUCUCUAUGACAGCAGCAGUAUAUGGCCACACAGUGAGCAAACACUGAACGAAGAUUCAUCAGGCCUGGACUACAUGUUGGCUCUCAGUCUGCAGAGUGAAGGAGAGCCAGUAGCAGGAGGUCUAGAGAGAAACUUGUGGAGAGAUAUAUGGGACCACAAUAUCAAGGAGACUGACGCAUCUGUAAACCCUUCACUGUGUCCACCCAAUAACAACCAACCUCAGUUCACUGAAGGGACGAGCACAGGUGCCAUACGGGACCAUGAUCAAACAGAUACCAUGCUGCCUUGUGAGUUUUGUGAAGAGCUGUUUCCAGAAGAGGAUCUAAUUUUGCAUCAGACUGGGUGCAGUCCUGCCUCUGCAUUUGCUACUUUUAGCAAGCAGCCAUCUUCCCUGCCAAAAGAGGAACCAAUGAGCAGGAACCCUUCAGGACUGAAGCAAAGCCUUCCUAACCCACUUGCGUCUAACAUUCCUACCUUCCCCCGGUCGGUGUCUCCAGCCUCCUACAGUCCUCCCGCCAGUCCUCUAGAGGGCGACGUGGUUAUUCCAUGUGAAUUCUGUGGCGUCGCUCUAGAGGAGGCUGUUGUCUUCCACCAUCAGGAUAAAUGUGAUAUGCGCCCUGAGUCAACGGGCUCCCUAAAUAACAAAAUAAAACCAUUCAUCAAAAAACCACUGAACGAUGCCUUUGGACAGAUUUCUCCAGACUUCCAGAGACGAAUAAGACACCAAGCUGGCUUCUUGGAUGAGGACUUCAACAGGGACAUGGCAGUAGGACAAAACUUCGGGGAAUGGCAGAGAAGCUACACUGGACCACUUAAUCAAAGGAAGACAUCCAACUGUGAUGCCUCUGUGAAACAUAAAUCUCAGCAAGACAUGGAAGCAAAGGGAGCUCAUUUUCCUUUCUGUGAUGCUGAUAUGUCUGCUGCUUCUGCAUCGUUAAAGGGACUCAAUACACCAGAAAACAAAGAAGGAAGAGGAAACAGAAGGAAUCCAAUUACAAAGCUACCCGAGAACCAGAGUGAAGAGCAGCAGGAAGAGUGAGAGCUUAAACUCCUGGAAAAAAGGGAAAACCCAAACCUACUACUCUGCUUUUCAUUUAUCUUAUUUGCACACUCUUUAAUGUCAAACUAUUUGGUAAGUGCCUGUGGGAGCAUUAGUAUCUUACAGUUUAUAUUUUGAUGAAUUUUACUAUUAACGUCUAAGUAAUUUGGUUUAUCCUUGCAUACUCUGCUUAAUUUCCAGACUGAUUGAAAUAUUGGUGUCCCAUAUCUAAACUGAACUGAUAAAUUAUAGACAGAUGGGUUUUAUUUAAGUUGAAUUAUUGUUUUUUUUUUUUUAUAAUCAUCCUUUUGGCUGCACAUAAGUCAUUAAAAAAACCCAGAAAAAUCAAAGAUGUGACUUUGAUAAUGUGCACUUGUUCAACUUAAUCUUUACCUUGUUACUGCUGCCAAGGACACUUUGUUUUUACCUGUUUUCUAUCUCCAUAAGGGUGUCUCUUUGUUUGUCCUGGCUUCUGCAUCUUUUAUGUAACAUAAAGCACUUUGAUAGAUUUUGUUAAAAAGGGCUUAAGGAACAGAAUAGAUAUGUUUAUGCAUCAAUAUAAAAAGAUAAACUGUUUUGAGCAUUUUUGUCAUUUUAUAUAUACCGAUGAAUAUUUGUCUUUAAUGAUUUUCUGUAUCUACUAAGUAAUAUUUUUUUUAAUCCAAGCUGUAAACCUAUAUGUUAUGUUGAAAUGGUUUUGGAAGCUAAAUUUCUUUAGUUUAUCGUUCUUUUAAGUAGUCUGAACAGUGUUAUUGCUCCUUCGAAGUUUAGACUUGAUACACUUAUGGGACACCGUUGACUCUUCCUAUUGGGGGGGAAAAAAAAGAUGUGUUGAUUUUUCUUUGUUUUGCGUGGUAAUUAAACAUAUUAAUUGAUAUAUUGGUGGUUUUCUGGCUGCAGUUUCUUCACAUUACUGUGUCCAUCGAGGCCACUCGGGAUAAAAUCAUAGGACUAAACUCUUGAGAUGCUUGAGCUCACUUGUAUUUCUCAGCCAGUUAACCUAUCAGAAUAUUUUUUCUUCUAUUAUUUAAUUUCUUUAUUUCCACUUUAAAAGAAAAAUCAUCUUAAGGAACCUUACAUAUGCGCAUUGCAGAGGGAGAGAGACAUUGCGCAGUAUUACUGAUUUGUUAUUUUUGUCACAUCAGUGGACAUUCUAGGUUUAAUUGUCAUUGCUGCAAUUUACAAAAAAAGCCACGUGGUUAGUGGGAUGAAAAAUAUUUACAACUUUUAAAAGUGUUUGUCGUCUGAAAGGGACCUUAAGACCAUGUGUUGCAAAUCAGUGAGAGCACAUUUUAAAAAUACCACGUCUGUAGGUGCAAACAUGAUAAAACAUUUGUGUAUAGAAAAAUGAAUUAUAGUUGUAUUCUUUAUUUUCAGUAUAAAAGUUUGGACUGUACUUUUUUGUGUUUCACAUUGACAUGCUUUGGACAUCCUUUUUGAUCUGUUUUAAUUUGUUCACAUUUAAUAAAGUAAUAGAGAAUC
Cololabis saira (Pacific saury) is the source of this 3441-nucleotide messenger RNA. RefSeq names its product TRAF-type zinc finger domain containing 1 (gene trafd1). The record is from RefSeq and is a predicted model, not a curated record. The coding region runs from base 238 to 1959 and encodes 573 amino acids. NCBI's taxonomy places the organism in Eukaryota, Metazoa, Chordata, Actinopteri, Beloniformes, Belonidae. The transcript has 12 exons.